This is a messenger RNA of Prorocentrum cordatum, 536 nucleotides long. Lineage: Eukaryota; Dinophyceae; Prorocentrales; Prorocentraceae. The record is from the annotation of a GenBank genome assembly.
UUUGGCUCCUCGCAAAGGGCGGUGUGCCGGGGCGUGGCGGCGGAUGUGCACCGCGGCCUCCGCCCCGGCGCGGCCACAUGGUCGCCAUGGUCAAGUCGCCCGCUGCGGUGGAGGGCUUCGCCAAAGGCGACGACGUGGAGGCAGUCCCGCACCUGGAGGUCCCCAUCAACACGCCGCCCUCGCGCCUGGUGGAGAAGGCGGAGGUGUUCUGCCGCGCCUGCGGGACGGUCUGCCCGCUGCUGUGCAAGGUGUGCCCUCUGUGCGAGUGCGCGCCCGCGUUCUCGGUGAGCGGCAACUUCAACAUGAAGGGCACCCUGCGGGUGCUGCACGACGGCCGUGACGACGGGGCCAGCAACCUGGUGCUGCUGGGGGAGGGGCACCUGGGCCAGGUGGUCGUCAAGGCGGCCCGCCUGCAGGACGACCCGGAGGAGGUCGCGAACUUGCGCGAGGAGGUGCGGCUCCAGAGCAGGUUCUCGCACCCCAGCCUGGUGCACCUCCUCUUCGCGGCGGAGACGCCCUCGGAGGCCCGCGCUCCU